CAAGCCCCCGUAUCCCCUAGUUUGGCUUCCCAAUCUCACAGAGGCUUCUUUUCCACUUCCCAAUCGACCGAACGUCUGCAUCUGCGACUGAGGCACGCCCUACCCAGAGCCAUGUCUACCAUCACUACUACGACGGAGACUCGUGCAGAGCCGAUUACGGCCGAGACCAUCCUCCGGCUCUUCCCCGAUAUCGACACGCGCGGGGAUGCUCUGGAGGGGCACGACGAAGAGCAGAUUCGGCUCAUGGACGAAGUCUGCAUUGUCCUCGACGAAGAUGAUGUGCCAAUUGGGAAGGCCAGCAAGAAGAUCUGUCAUCUCAUGAGCAACAUCGACAAGGGCCUCCUCCACCGGGCCUUCUCCGUCUUCCUUUUCAACGACAAGAAUGAGCUGCUACUCCAGCAGCGGGCUCCCGAGAAGAUCACUUUCCCGGACAUGUGGACCAACACCUGUUGCUCCCACCCGCUUGGAAUCCCCAGCGAGACGGGCUCCAACCUGCCCGAUUCCAUUGAAGGAGUCAAGAGAGCGGCGCAACGAAAGCUGGACCACGAGUUGGGCAUCAAGAAGGAGCAGGUCCCCCUGGAGGACUUCCAUUUCCUGACUCGCAUCCAUUACAAAGCCCCUAGCAACGGCCAAUGGGGAGAGCACGAGAUCGACUAUAUCCUCUUCAUCAAGGCUAACGUCGACCUCGAUAUCAACAAGAACGAGGUCCAGGCCAUUCAAUACGUGUCUCCGGAUGAACUGAAGAAGCUCUUCACCGACCCCUCUCUCAAGUUCACCCCCUGGUUCAAACUGAUCUGCCACUCGAUGCUCUUCGAGUGGUGGCAGCACCUCGACUCGGGCCUCGAGAAGUACACCAAUGAGCAGCAGAUCAGGCGCAUGUGAGAGACGACGAAUCACGUCACGGGCCGAGGGCCACGGGCGGCAUCGGGGGCACAUACGUACCCCGGCGAUCAGGGCCGCGGCGAUUUCGCUAUAGGAUACUGCUUGUUUAGCCGUGAGAUUUCCGCUCUCGUGUGUUGACGAGAUAUCGAGACUCGACACUAAAGAGCUCCAUUUGUUUUGUUUCCCAACACUCACUCUCGCACAUUCCGGUUGAGCCACCGGCUCUAAAUGGGGAGUG
Phialemonium atrogriseum is the source of this 1120-nucleotide messenger RNA. RefSeq names its product isopentenyl-diphosphate delta-isomerase idi1. Gene Ontology annotation, molecular function: isopentenyl-diphosphate delta-isomerase activity. The coding region runs from base 112 to 882 and encodes 256 amino acids. Gene Ontology annotation, cellular component: cytoplasm. The transcript is spliced from 3 exons. The record is from RefSeq and is a predicted model, not a curated record. Gene Ontology annotation, biological process: isoprenoid biosynthetic process; isopentenyl diphosphate biosynthetic process. NCBI's taxonomy places the organism in Eukaryota, Fungi, Ascomycota, Sordariomycetes, Cephalothecales, Cephalothecaceae.